AUGGAGCAGCUUCUCCGGAGAAACCGUCUGGGUCUGCUGAAGUCCCUGCUGAGCCUCUCCCUGUUCUUCGCCUCCCUUCUCUUGCUCCACAAGCUCAAAGUUCCCGAGAAGGACAACAUGGGCACGUAUAGGAGGCACGCCGGUUGGUGCGGGGAGUGUUUUUCGUCCAAGAAGGAGGACAGCAAGCAGACAUCUAUGAGCCAUAACCACCCGACGGUUCCGGGCGCGCAGCGGCUUUCCAACCGAAGCGCUCCGUUCUGGGACGUGCAGGUGCUGAACUGCAGCGAGGACGCUGCGGUGAAAACAAAGGACUUGUUCCGGAGGCUGGACCCGAGGUUUCACCAGUUCGUCCUGCACCGCCACUGCAGGUACUUCCCGAUGCUCAUCGAUCACCCGGAGAAGUGCACGGCCACUGACGGAGGGGUGCACCUCCUUAUGGUGGUCAAGUCCGUCAUUGAGCACCACGAUCGGCGCGAGGCGGUGCGUAAAACCUGGGGCAGGGAGCACACAGCGGAAGGGAAGACCGUAAAGACCCUCUUUCUUUUGGGGAGUCCUUCCGUUGGCAAAGAUGCCAAGAACCUGCAGAAGCUGAUCCAAUACGAGGACCAGAUCUACGGGGACAUCCUGCAGUGGGAUUUCAUGGACACCUUCUUCAACUUGACUCUGAAAGAGGUCAACUUUCUCAAAUGGUUCGACAUCUACUGCGCGGGCGUGCAGUUUAUAUUCAAAGGGGACGACGAUGUGUUUGUGAACACCAAGAACCUGCUGGACCUCAUCGCCUUCAAAGUGGAGGUGCACAGCGAGACCACCCUGUUUGUGGGGGACACCAUUUCCAAGGCCAUUCCCAUCCGGAACAGACAGAGUAAAUACUACAUCCCCAGGGAGCUCUUUGAUAAGCCAUACCCUCCUUAUGUGGGUGGAGGGGGGUUCCUCAUGUCCUCAAUGGUGGCCAGGAGACUCUUCGUGGUCUCCGAGGACAUGGAGCUGUACCCCAUUGACGACGUCUUUUUGGGCAUGUGCCUGCAGAGCCUCCGUGUGAGCCCGGAGAUGCACUCUGGCUUCAGGACCUUCGGCAUCACCAGGCGCCGGGUGAGCCCCAUGAACAGCGAGCCGUGCUUUUACAAGAACCUCAUCGUGGUGCAUAAACUGAGCGCCCAGGAACUCCUCAAGAUGUGGAGCCUGGUGCACCACGACGAACUGGUUUGUGCACGGAGGACCUCUGUAUGA
Phycodurus eques (leafy seadragon) is the source of this 1227-nucleotide messenger RNA. It is a transcript of the gene b3gnt7l, whose product is annotated as UDP-GlcNAc:betaGal beta-1,3-N-acetylglucosaminyltransferase 7, like. The record is from RefSeq and is a predicted model, not a curated record. Gene Ontology annotation, cellular component: membrane. Gene Ontology annotation, molecular function: hexosyltransferase activity. The coding region runs from base 1 to 1227 and encodes 408 amino acids. NCBI's taxonomy places the organism in Eukaryota, Metazoa, Chordata, Actinopteri, Syngnathiformes, Syngnathidae. The transcript has a single exon.